Xyrauchen texanus (razorback sucker) is the source of this 2420-nucleotide messenger RNA. RefSeq names its product POU domain, class 5, transcription factor 1-like. The transcript has 5 exons. Gene Ontology annotation, biological process: regulation of transcription by RNA polymerase II. The coding region runs from base 805 to 2238 and encodes 477 amino acids. Gene Ontology annotation, molecular function: RNA polymerase II cis-regulatory region sequence-specific DNA binding; DNA-binding transcription factor activity, RNA polymerase II-specific. The record is from RefSeq and is a predicted model, not a curated record. NCBI's taxonomy places the organism in Eukaryota, Metazoa, Chordata, Actinopteri, Cypriniformes, Catostomidae.
GAUCUUUUUAAGAUGUUAAGCAGAUUGUAAUUAGAUUGUGAUCUCAGAAACGUACAAUGCUAUGCGAACUUGCUCACUUUUUACUCAAAUGGUUAUUUUCCCACAUAUGUCAAUAUUUUCAAUAUCAAGAACAAGUCGUUAAGUGCAUAUUCCUGAAACAACGUUUACUUAAUGUGGCAUGAAUAUGUAGCCACGCUAGCCCUAUUUGCAUUGUAAAUACUCAUGUUGGACUCAAUCGCCCUCUCAUAGGCUAUGCUAUGGAUGUUCUAACAGCUGGGUUGUCUUUAAAAUAACUUUUUGAUUUGUGGACUUUUAGCAACAAACAUGUAUGUUGUAAAGACGCACAACAUAUUCCCAAACAUGUCCUUUUACCCAAUGAGAAAACCAAGUUCAUUCACAAAUUCACUGUCAGCUGUGGCUUAUUGUCUCAGGCGUCCAAUGGGUGAGGAGAUAGUUAAGACUCCUGCCUCCAACUCAAAUUGAUUAGGAAAACCUGGGUGGGACAGGCCUAGAGUUGAGCGUUGGAAGCUGUUUUGUGAGGUGGGUGUUGGUGAGCUGCCCCAUUCUAAUUGAUGGCCAUCACACACUUGUAUCUACAACGAUUGUGUACAUUUCUUUACAGGCUGAGGUGCACUAAGUGAGGAGGACAUUAGGACUUUUAGAGUCUGUGGCAACUAUUUAGUCCUAAGUUUAGUGCUUUUUUGCAAGGACAUAGGUUACUGGGAUGGAACUAUUUAUGUAAUUUUAUUGAUUAUCAAGCUGUAUGUUUUAUUGCCUGAAGUGUGAAGAGAUUUGUCCAGCAAGAUGACGGAUCGAUCCCAGAGCCCGGCAGGCGCGGAGUGCAACAGUCGAACCUACGAGCUGAACAGGGCCAUGUACCAUCAAGUCCCGGGCCUGGAUGGACUUGGUGGUGCGUCUUUACAGUUCGCGCACGGUAUGCUUCAGGACCCAAGCAUGCUUUUCAACAAAUCCCAUUUCAAUGGAAUCAGCCCAGCGCCACCACAAAGUUUCUUACCUUUUUAUGGGGUUGGGGGCGAUUUUAAGGCGAGUGAUUUGCAAGGUAGCGAUUUUACGCAGCCUAAACACUGGUACCCGUUUGCAGCACCCGAGUUCACCGGCCAGGUCGCUGGGGUCACCACAGCCACCCAGCCUGAAAACAUUAGCCCACCUAUCGCUGAAACCAGGGAACAGAUCAAGAUGCACGCUCAGGUAAAAACCGAGAAGGAUGUUGAGGGCUACGCCAAUGAAGAAGACAAGCCCCAAUCACAAUAUCAUCAUUCCGCGGGCGCAUCGUCUGUGGCCUCUGGGGUGUAUUACUCCACACCCUGGAACCCGAACUUUUGGCACGGUCUGCCUCAUAUUACGCCCCCCGCUAAUAUUUCUCAAGCUCCCCUGACUCCAUCUGCAUCAUCAUCUUCUCUGUCUCCAUCUCCGCCUGGGAAUGGCUUUAGUAGCCCGGGAUUUUUCAGCGGAGAGUCUGCGCAAAACAUCCCCGCGGGUCAGGCUCAAACCACCGCUAGGAGCAGCGGCUCCUCCAGUGGAGGGUGCAGUGAUUCUGAGGAGGAGGAGACCCUGACCACAGAAGACUUGGAGCAGUUUGCUAAAGAGUUGAAACACAAGCGCAUCACUUUGGGCUUCACACAGGCAGACGUGGGACUCGCUUUGGGAAACCUGUAUGGAAAAAUGUUCAGUCAGACUACUAUCUGCCGCUUUGAGGCCCUCCAACUGAGUUUCAAGAAUAUGUGCAAACUGAAGCCACUGCUGCAGAGAUGGCUGAACGAGGCAGAGAAUUCUGAAAAUCCCCAGGAUAUGUACAAGAUUGAGCGGGUUUUUGUUGACACAAGGAAAAGAAAGAGGAGAACCAGUUUGGAAGGCACUGUUCGUUCUGCUCUGGAGUCAUACUUUGUGAAGUGCCCGAAGCCAAACACUUUGGAGAUAACGCACAUAUCUGACGACCUAGGCCUAGAGAGAGAUGUGGUACGUGUUUGGUUCUGCAAUCGUAGACAAAAGGGGAAGCGCCUAGCAUUGCCAUUUGAUGACGAAUGUGUCGAAAAUCCGUAUUAUGAGCAGAGCCCACCACCUCCGCACCACAUAGGUAGCACAGGCCUCCCAGGGCAAGGCUAUCCUGGACCAGCCCAUCCUGGAUCAGCCCCAGCCCUAUACAUGCCACCCCUCCACCGAUCAGAGGUCUUUAAAAAUGCCCUGCACUCUGGACUGGUGGGUCACCUCACCAGCUAAUCUGACCAGCUACCACUAUCUGCUUCCCUGCCAGUCCAACAGCUUUGCUGAAAACCUGUGGCACAAAUUCAUUGAGAGUAAAGAUAACUUUCAGGUGACUGAAGUUGAAUUUUUUUUUUUAUAGAAGUGCUCCGAGCCAAGUUAUGGAUCAAACCAUUCAUAUGAUUUUCUUUUUAUGUAAU